AUGCGACCUACAACCUACAACACCUUUCUUGUGGCUCUAUUUCUUUCCCAAUUUGCCUCUUCCAUUCCUAUCCAGCCUAGCCGCGGACCGGACCCAGGCUACGCUCAUCCAUCGAACGGAAUCUGCGCAGAUUAUACCAUUAAGGAGGAGAUUACGACGACCAACCAAAUUUGGGUGUAUCCACCCCUGGCAAAUGACUUCGAUGUUGCGCAGGCUCUGGCCAAUAUCUCCAGCAAGGAGCCUUCAACCGGGUAUCAGCCUCUGUCUGGGGUGGUAAAUGUAACAAAGACGUAUGAAAUUGCUGGGACGUUCUGCACACCCAAAGAAAAGAAGGGUGGUAAAGAGACGAUUGUUCUGGUCGCGACGCAUGGAGUGGGAUAUGAUCGCCGAUACUGGGCAUCAUCUUACAUGCCUGAGCAGUACAACUUCGCUCAGUAUGCGCUCGAGAGUGGAUACUCGAUCUUCUAUUAUGACCGUUUGGGUGUGGGGAAGUCGGAAAGGAUCUCGGGUUACGACAACCAAGCGAUCAUCCAAGCAGCACUCCUCACCAAGAUCACGGAGGCCAUUCACAACGGAGCGUAUACAUCCGAUAUCAAAGCCUCAAAAGUCGCCCUUGUCGGUCACUCCUUCGGUUCUAUCCUGUCCAGUGCUGUGACCAGCGACAGACCCGAUUUAGUCGAUGCACUCGUACUGACGGGUUGGGCCUAUCCAAACGACACCGACCCUGCUGCAUUCGCUCCCGUCUUCACACCAACCGUGUUCGCUUCACGUCUUGUGUCUAAUACAUCCGGCUAUGGCACCGGCUACCUCGACUUUGGCGACAUAUAUGCCCACGUGCAAGCCUUUAUGCAUCAGCCGGGCUACGAUAUUGCCACCGCCAAAUACGCGUAUUCCAUCUCACAGCCUUAUGGCAUCGCCGAGUUUCUCUCGGGCAGGGCGCUGAACCUGCAGGCGGCGGACUAUAAGGGCAGCGUGCUGCUUGCCGCCGGGAAAUAUGACGUUUUGCUUUGUGGUGGUGACUGUGCGGAUACGUUCGAGGGAGGUGUACAGGACAUGGUCUAUCCGAGUGCAAGCAAAAUCGAGCCAUAUGUGCAGCCCGGAGCGGGACAUGGUGGAAACUUCGGAACAACUGCGUUGGAGCUCUAUAAAACCAUUGUGGAGUUCUUGGACAGUGAGCUGUAG
Molecule: messenger RNA, 1182 nt
Organism: Trematosphaeria pertusa
Lineage: Eukaryota; Fungi; Ascomycota; Dothideomycetes; Pleosporales; Trematosphaeriaceae
Product: alpha/beta-hydrolase
Exons: 4
Coding region: 1-1182 (393 amino acids)
Source: RefSeq, a predicted model, not a curated record